This is a messenger RNA of Rotaria sp. Silwood2, 567 nucleotides long. The record is from the annotation of a GenBank genome assembly. Lineage: Eukaryota; Metazoa; Rotifera; Eurotatoria; Philodinida; Philodinidae.
AUGUUUUGUAUAAAUGAACUUGGUAAACAAUUGGAAGAAAUUGAAGCGACACGUGAUCUUAUUCAACAAACAAUUAUUCAACGGACAGAAAAUCGUAAACAACAUACAUUAUUAAAGAAAAUUGAUCAAUUGGAACAAGAAUCUAUUGUCAAAAUUCGUCAAGUGACUGAAGAAGUGGAUAUGGCAACAUCUGAUUUAUUUGAGCGUACUUGUGAUAAUGCUCAAAUACAAGAAAAUGGGUGUCUUGUUGUCAAAGAUGGUUUAUCUAGUCACACAGAAAUACGUGGAAAAAAUGAAUAUAAUACUGGACGACAUAAAUUUUCUUUUCGCAUCGAACAAUUAGCUUCAAGUGGAUGGAUCUUUUUUGGAAUCAUCUCAAAAUCAGAAUCUACGAAUUUAGAUUCAUAUGAUUCGUCGUCAAGUUACGGAUGGUUAAACCAAAAUCAAAUGUAUGUCGGUGGCGAGGAUGAAGAAUGUCAAGAAAACAUUGAAAUCAUCGAAAAUGAUACUAUUACAUUUUUUAUUGAUUGUGAUCAGAAAAGAUUCUACUGCAAAAUGAUAGGUUGA